Molecule: messenger RNA, 765 nt
Organism: Blumeria graminis f. sp. triticale
Lineage: Eukaryota; Fungi; Ascomycota; Leotiomycetes; Helotiales; Erysiphaceae
Source: the annotation of a GenBank genome assembly
AUGCACUGCAAUUUCUUGGUAGUCUCUUCAAUCAUGUUAUUCGGAAAGGGGGAUAUCUUUCAGUAUGACCUGAUCAAACCACUUAAAGGAGAUACCACCCAUCAGUAUCUCCGCUUUGAGGGGCUCGUGGAAACGCCAUUUGAACUACCAAGAUCUCUGACACGUGAACGAUUAUCGAACGUAUCGCAAAAUCAUAUUAUUUACAAGAUUUGCGCCGAGAUAGAAGCAGAUCUCUCAUCCCUCGAGGAAAGCUUAAGAGAACAUACCUAUCGCAAGAGUGAUGAGGCAAUAGACCCUACAGAAAUGGACCCAUCGUACAUUGGAUGCUCCAAGCAGCUUGACAAAUUGACUGUUGGAAUAACUCAAAUCUUUAUGUCUGCAAUCAGGAAAAACAAGCUGCCGCCUUGUACAGCCAAAAUGCUUAUCAAAGAUAUCUCCUAUCGUCGCGCUAGAGCUUAUGGCCCUUACGGCAGCUACAGUCACCAAGACAGAGCCAAGAUUGCCAUUAUUUGGGAUGAUUUUAUUCCCUUUCAAGAGUUAUUCGAUGAAUUGGAUCCCUUGAUGACCAUGAAAAAGCAGGAUGAUAUCAUCCAUCUUGUAUAUAUCGCUGGAUUCCUUAAACUCAUAGUGCGACCAUAUUUGGAGGAAGGCUAUUUGAUCCUGCCGGCUCUCGGAAAUCUAUUCCACAACGAUAUUUACAAGUUUUUAGAAAAUUCCGGUAGACACACAAUAGUUCCACCGCAUAGAAUUUAUCACCGGGGGUGA